AAGUGGAAGCCAGAAGGUCGUUCAUAGCAAGUAUUGUUUACGUGGUCCUUCCCAACCGCUUAGAAAAGUACGACUAUACUCAUAUUUUCGACUUUUCACCUCUAUGCUUCUGUAUGGCCAAGCCCACACUUAAGCCUCAAUGGCAGAGUUUAUACUACCCGCUGGCCAACGAGGUGUGGACCGCCAUUCUGGUUACUUUAAUCCUGACAUGCCUGGUCCUAGUCAUGGUCACUCGAUCAAAGAUGAGUGGUCAUGGUCGUGCGGAAGCCUUAGCUUUGGUGCAGGAGGUGGUGGGGACACUGCUAGGCCAGGGCUUCACUGGGCGACUUUCCACCAGUCGUUCCAACCCUGUGUUAGUAGCAGCCUGGUUGGUGUUUGCCUUCAUCGUGGCUACAGCUUACCGCUGCAACCUCACCGCCUCCCUCACACUGCCCAAAUAUCCACCCCGACCUGAGACUGUCGAGCAACUCGUCAAGGCUGUGGACAGGGUGACAAUGGAGUCGUGGGGAUCUUCCUACAAGGGUUUAUUUAUUGAGUCGGAGUCAAGUGUUUUCAACGCCUUGGGGGAGUUGAUGUCUCUUGGAGUCGGUAUCGUUGGUGGGCUGCAAGACUCACAGAAGAGGAAACAAGCACACCUUGGUGGACGCCAGUACAUAGAACUGACCGUCGCUCAGCACUUCACUCAAUUAGAUGGCUCUUUUCCGAUGUACAUUGGACGGGAGAACAUUAUUUACACUACAGCGGCCUGGCCAGUACCCCACGACGCCCCGUAUAAGCCUGCACUGGAUCGCUAUAUAAUGGCCAUUACGGAGGCUGGCCUGUAUGAACAUUGGAGAAAAGAGAUACUGUUUGAUGCUGAGACGGAUAGUCGCAUAAGUCAGCGGGAGGAACUGAAACAGAAACAGCAACGGAGAGAUUUGAAUAUAGAAGAAGAGUCUGGCAACGGCAGCAUCAAAGCCCUCACCAUCAUACACAUGCAGGGGCCUCUAUUGAUCCUCCUCCUGGGACUUGUCAUUGCUGGCGUCAUCUUUGUGGCAGAAAAACUAAGUGAUGUUCUCUAAAACGAAUCAUGAAAAAGCGAAUAACAAACCAUAGAAUGAGGACAGCAGACAGCACCAGGAUCAAAAGGAUGUGGACAUGGGACAUUUCUUACGAGACUGACACGAGCGUCUCCACAUUGUAUCAUAACAUAAGAACAUAAGAAAAUAAGGAGACUGCAAUAGCCCUGUUGGCCUGUGUUGUAAAAAUUUAUUAUUUUGCAGUAGAUUAUCAAGAUAUCGUUUCACUAGUUUGUUUGUUUCAAUAUCCAUUUCAUUAAAACUACAUUAAUAGGAGAAUAACAAUACUAAUAUUUUUUAUUAUGCAUUUCUUAUCUCUGAAGUAGCGGCAUUUAAUAUAAAAGAGUACGUGACUAGGAAAGGAAGUUAUGCUUUUUAACGUGUUACAAUGAAAUCCGGAUGAUAAUAAAAUCUACAACAAUGUGAAAAACCUAUGUGAAUCUAAAUUCAUGAAUUAUAUGAUUGGACCUCUCCACAGAAAUGGACAACUCUCAGUCUGUUUUAAAGAAAAAUUACAAAAUUGGUUUCAGGAUAAAUUAGUUGACGGAAAUAUUGAAGAAUAUAUUGAGGAAUGGAGUGAUAAAUUGUUCACUUACAUUUUUGAAGACGACAAUGAUAAUGACAAUUCAUUUAUAUAUCAAGAAAUAUAUGACACGAUGAUAUUGCAUCGAUACUACAAUACGAUGACGUGGGAGAAGGUAUUAUCAGACUACUUGGAAUACCUGCAAGAACCAUUACUAUCACCGAUAACAGAAAACCCAUCAGUACCACAAUCAAGAUAAAAAAAACCAAGAUCGACUCGUUAAUCGCCAAGGUACAUUAUAUUUAUUACCUCCCUCACCACCAGAAAAGCCUGAUUCAAAUUUACUAUAAAAACCUACACAAAUUUAUAACCCAACAAACCCAUCCAUCUCAAC
This is a messenger RNA of Homarus americanus (American lobster), 1975 nucleotides long. RefSeq lists its product as uncharacterized. The record is from RefSeq and is a predicted model, not a curated record. NCBI's taxonomy places the organism in Eukaryota, Metazoa, Arthropoda, Malacostraca, Decapoda, Nephropidae. Gene Ontology annotation, cellular component: membrane. Gene Ontology annotation, molecular function: ligand-gated monoatomic ion channel activity. Bases 114 to 1061 code for a protein of 315 amino acids. The transcript has 6 exons.